UUUACUUUCCCACACUCCCUCACUUUGCCCUCUCUUUUUUUAUUCUUGUUAUUUUGUUAUUUUGUUAUUUUGUUUUUAUAAUAUCUGUCUCAAUGAACGCAUCUCCACAGCUGAUCUCUCGAGGUUGGUAUAUGAACAACCUGGGAGCACAUUCAUCACAUUCAUCACAUUCAUCACAUUCAUCACAUUCAUCACAUUCAUCACAUUCAUCACAUUCAUCACAUUCAUAUCACAUUCAUAUCACAUUCAUAUCACAUUCAUAUCACAUCAUGUUUAGCAAUGCUAAUGUCUUUUUCUUCUUCUUCUCUUUUUAGGGUCAACAGGUCUUGUCACAAAGUCAUUGCAUGGCCAAAAGUGCCUGUCCAUUUCAAAUGCUGUCCUUGCUCGUUCAAAAUACACGACUGCUACUACAAAUAGUUACAAAAGUAGGAGUGACAGCAGCGUUCAUCCUUCUUUAGGAUGCACAGGACAGGAAGAUUCAACCAUGAUCCAUCUCAGGAACCAAUCUCAUUCACAGCGUCAAAAUUCAUCCCUCUUCUCCUGCUUAUCCUUAUCCUCGUCCUCAUCCGCGUCCUUGUCCUCUAUGGGAAACAGUCCAUUUCUCUCUACUCAAAAACAUCAGUAUACCCAGCUGUUCAGGAAGCCCAAUGGUCUGUUAUCGCCACCGCAGUUAUCAUCAUCAUUAAUCUUUCGUCGCUCAAUCAUUACGAACCAUCACUUUAAUACGAACAAGAUUGUUUCCAAACUUGAAUCAAAUGGAUUCCAACGUGGACAAGCUGAGGGUAUCAUGCGGGUCAUCAAAGCAUUCAUUGGACAACAUACAAACAAGGUCAGGAAAAACAUGUUGACGAGGAGUGAUCUGGAGAAUGAGACGUACUUGUUCAAGGCAGCGUUGACAGAACUCCGGACAGAGCUCCAGAUUUUGCGAAAGAACGAUGCAGCGGCCUUGGCAAUCCGGAGUGAAAUCAUUUCUCGAGAGAUCGAUUCCUUGAAUCAAAAGUUGAGGGAGGACAUUGCGAAUGUGAAGAACGAUAUUGCGAUCGAUAUGAACUCUCGGAAGAGUGAUGUGCGUGAAGAACAGAAGCAACUCGAGAUUCGGAUCCAGUCAAUGAGUAAUCAUUAUAUGGCCCAAUUGGGGGAUAUGAGGACUCGAAUGGAGGCAGCCAAAUGGGAAGCGACCCGUAAAGGCAUGGUGACUAUUUUCAUAUCAGCUUCGUUUGUGCUGUUGAUGAGCAGGAUGUUUAUGAAGGAUGAAAAGGUGCCGGAUGAUUAUAUUGAUCCGUAUGUGAACCACUCGAAUGCUCAGAACAGCACGGAUGGCAUGGUCCCUGAUUCGUUUGUAGUUUCUCACAGGACAUGAGACAUGGACAUUUGUUAAAGAUAAUUCAUGGAGAUAGACAGACAAGUGCACAAGAAAAGGAGCAAACCAAAAUAAAUGCGAACGGACCACUUGAAAAG
This is a messenger RNA of Lobosporangium transversale, 1458 nucleotides long. RefSeq lists its product as hypothetical. NCBI's taxonomy places the organism in Eukaryota, Fungi, Mortierellomycota, Mortierellomycetes, Mortierellales, Mortierellaceae. Gene Ontology annotation, cellular component: mitochondrion. The coding region runs from base 485 to 1360 and encodes 291 amino acids. The record is from RefSeq and is a predicted model, not a curated record. The transcript is spliced from 3 exons.